GUCUAAACUACGUCAUCAUCUGUUGAGGUGGAAAACUAUGAAGAAGGAAAGACAUUUUGUUUACGAGCGAUGUUUGUGGCAGUUUUAUUUUACUUUACGUUGAUACAAGUGUGACAUUUUGUUUUCAUCAGUAUUGAUUAAGAAUUCUGAAUAAAUAGUUAAUCUAAUAGACUACAAAUUAAAAAGUUAUUGUUCACAUUUAAAGUGAAACAAAUCGACCAACGUCAGUUGUGGAUAAUCAGUGAAAAUGCCUUCAGCAGCCAGACAAAGACUCCCUGCUGACUUGUGGCGCCAAGGACAAAGAAAACAUUCAAGUACAAGUCCAGGGCUAUUUUACAAUAGUCAAGAUAUUCAAGCCAAUCCUGGACAAAUUGAUGUUAUUGAGGAAAAAUUACGUCAAGGCAACAAAUCUAAUCACAAAUCACAUAAAAGGCAGUUUAAUGGUAGAGGAAGUCCCCGUUCUUUGCCUCGCAGAGGAAGUUCAGAAACACUGAACAUGGAUCUUUCAGACUCUGAUAGCAGCAGUAGUAGUGCUGGUGUUUUAUCAAGCUCUGCAAAAUCUGAAGGCUUUGUCAGUUUCAUUCCUGCCUCUGAAGUUUGUGAUGCUUAUGCUAUGGAGUCCUCUGUUGCACCUCACCCAAGUCAAUUACCUUUCCCACCCCUUGAAUGGCUUCAAUCAUCACCCAUGCGUUCAUCCCCACCCACAAUUGGUGGUUUUUCACUGAAAACAAUUUUGGCUUGCCAUCUGGCUGCCUAGUGAUAAUGGCACUCUUUGGACACUGAAGUUUGAUGUGUAUUGCUCUAAUGGACAACGAAUUUUUCACUCAACUGACUGAGAUAUGCUUACGAUUCUUAAAACUCACUAUUUAUUUAUCUUCAAUAAGUUGCUUUUGUUAGGCUACAUUUUAGAAUAUGAAACAAAAUACAAGUUAUAUGUAACAUUUAUUUGGAAUUAUGUAAAUUCAAGGUUAAUUAAUUUUCCUUCUCUCGUGUUCUAAUUUUUGGGCAUAUAAAUUUGUUUGCUAGGUAGGGGUAGGGGGUACAUAUUAAAAUAUUCUUUAAUGCUUCUUCUCAUCCUUUUUAUCUUUUUUGUUCAAAGUAGAUUUCUUGAUUAUCUUUUACUUUGAAUUGAGUCUCCUUGUGGUAAUAUGCCUGUUCAUAUUUCAUCUUGAAUGACAAUGACAAGUUUUAAAUCUUGUUACUAUCCAAUGAUAUGUGUUCAUGUUAAUGAUGUGACUUAAUUUUUAAAAUGACAUUUUCUUUGUUAGUGUAAUUUAAUGCCAGUUAAGUAAUUUAUUAAAACAUUUUAUUCAAAGAUACGAUUUCAUGGAUUGCUAGAGGCAUACAAUAUUUAAAGGAAUCAUUUUUAUAUAGAUUUUUUACUUUUAACCAUUUUAAAAUCAACUAGUGUUUAAUUUUAAUUUUGUUUUUAAUUACUUCCAGAGUGUAGCUAAUUUUCAUAUGAAACAAAAAUACUCUUUGUCACUUAAAACAUAUUCUCUGUUUUUAUGAAUGUCAUUUUUAACAGAAAAAUUGGACUGAACUAUCAAGAAAAUUUUGUUCUACAUACAAAAUUAUCGAAACAAAAUGUAUUUUUAGCCAGCACUUUACAUGCUGCUAAUUUUUUUAAACAAAAAUUACAGUGGCUCCUUAUUUUAAAGGACAAAAAUUUCUUGUUUAUUGAAAGUCUGAUUUUAUGAAUGAAUGAAUUGUGAAUUAUAAUGAACAGAGUAAUUUGUAUAAUGCACAUUCCACAUUUGGUGCUUUUAAAUCUUGUGUAGUGAUGCUAUUAAAUUACUAGUAAUAUCAACACUACAUAUGAUUUUAUCACUUACAAUCAAUAGCAUAACAACCUAUUCCGUGGGAUCAAUCCAUGCUAUUAAUGAUUAAAAACUGAUUUAACUUGACAAAAUGUGUGAGUGUGACUGGUAUGUUGUUUGAAUGAAAAUUGUUUAUACUGUACAUUAUAAAACUUUUAUAUACUUCAUCAUUUUUCAUCAUUCAUCUAUGCGGCCAGUAUUGUGAUGGCAUUUGCUCUGUAAUGCAGUGAGAUUUUAGCUUUACACAUUUAGUAUGAAAAAGCAAAGUACUGAAUUAUUGGCAGCACUAUUGUGUUGCAUGUUUUGUUUUUUCAUGCAAAGUGGUAUUGUGAAGUCAUCUCAUAUUUUGCUUGACCUUGGAAAAAUGCAUUUUACAUAAUUAUGUUAAUGGCAGUUUAAAAUGUGGAGUAUCUUGUUUAUAUGGCAAUAAUAAUGUAUUUAUAAUGAAAACUCGUUAAAACUCAUUUUUAUGAAGAGAAAAAAAGGCAAACAUAUUCUUAAAAAAGAAAAUAAAAAGAAUAUACUCAAAGGGAGUAAAAAAAAAAACCAAAAAAAAAAAAAAAAAAAAAGAAAAA
This is a messenger RNA of Physella acuta, 2395 nucleotides long. RefSeq lists its product as uncharacterized. Lineage: Eukaryota; Metazoa; Mollusca; Gastropoda; Physidae. The record is from RefSeq and is a predicted model, not a curated record.